AUGGAUUGCUGCUCAGAUGGAUUAGUGGAAGGUGUCCGUGCUCUGACACAGAGGUUUCUGGGCACAUCUAGAAGCAUCUCGGAGACGGAGGGAGGAAGGUCGAACCUUGUGGACAAUGACUCCAAGUGGAUCGACACCACAGAGGUGAUAGAGAAAAAGGGCAAGAUCCCCGUCACAGGGCGAUACUGCACCAACAGGCGGCUGCGAGACGACUACAAGGUUGCCUCCAAGGUCCUGGGUUCUGGUAUGAGCGGUCCAGUUCAGCUGGCCACCAGUAAAGAUGGCGAAAAGUGUGCUGUGAAGAGCUUCAAGAAGCACGGCCUCUCCGACGCCCGUCGGACCGACCUCAAGAACGAGCUCUCCCGCAUACAAAGCGGGGCACAACGAGCCAGUCUCCCUCUGCGACUUGGCGUCGUGGCUGGAGGCAUGGCAUCUGCAAUGCUCAGAGAUUGCGAUUUCAACUUCCAGCCGACGAGUGAUGUUCUAGGAGCCUUCGAGGGUGAGGCCAUGUUCAGCGAGAGACGGAUGAGCGUGACCACCUUUAAGACCAGCUGGCGAGAACACGGUGCAGACGACCGACGUCCCCCGCUCCCCAGAAAGCGACCUCACGAAAACGCCAAAGCACCCCGGAGACGGGCGAGGGACAAGGACGAGGUCAUGACUGAGCAAAUGGCAGAGGAACAGAAACCCAUGUAUGAUGAGGACGGGAACAGAACCUGCCUCAGGUGCACACUGGGAGUUACCAAGGGACGGGGCGGCACAGAGGGUCGUGACGAUGGUAACAAAAAUGGAUGA
This is a messenger RNA of Symbiodinium necroappetens, 795 nucleotides long. NCBI's taxonomy places the organism in Eukaryota, Dinophyceae, Suessiales, Symbiodiniaceae. The record is from the annotation of a GenBank genome assembly.